UGUGUGUGGGGAGUGUACACAUACUAUUUUAGCUUUUUCCAAAUCCUCCUUCUGAGUAUCCUGACAACAUAAACGUAAUAGAUUCUUUUAAUUUUCUUUGAUUUAGCAUGACUGCUAUAUUCCUGAUAUCCAUGAUCUUUGGCCUUGCAUAUGGGCAAGCAAUGUCUUUUUGCAUUCCAACUGAGUAUACAAUGCACAUCGAAAGGAGAGAGUGUGCUUAUUGUCUAACCAUCAACACUACCAUCUGUGCUGGAUAUUGUAUGACACGGGAUAUCAAUGGCAAGCUGUUUCUUCCCAAAUAUGCUCUGUCCCAAGACGUCUGUACAUAUAGAGACUUCAUCUAUAGGACUGUAGAAAUACCAGGAUGCCCACAUCAUGUUGCUCCUUAUUUCUCCUACCCUGUUGCUGUAAGCUGUAAGUGUGGCAAGUGUAAUACUGACAAUAGUGACUGUAUACAUGAGGCCAUUAAGACAAACUACUGUACCAAACCUCAGAAGUCCUAUCUUGUGGGAUUUUCUGUCUAA
Tupaia belangeri chinensis (Chinese tree shrew) is the source of this 524-nucleotide messenger RNA. RefSeq names its product thyroid stimulating hormone subunit beta (gene TSHB). The transcript has 2 exons. The coding region runs from base 108 to 524 and encodes 138 amino acids. NCBI's taxonomy places the organism in Eukaryota, Metazoa, Chordata, Mammalia, Scandentia, Tupaiidae. The record is from RefSeq and is a predicted model, not a curated record. Gene Ontology annotation, cellular component: extracellular region; cytoplasm. Gene Ontology annotation, molecular function: hormone activity. Gene Ontology annotation, biological process: G protein-coupled receptor signaling pathway.